Messenger RNA from Ricinus communis (castor bean), 700 nucleotides. RefSeq names its product oleosin L. The coding region runs from base 100 to 516 and encodes 138 amino acids. Gene Ontology annotation, biological process: lipid storage; sexual reproduction. NCBI's taxonomy places the organism in Eukaryota, Viridiplantae, Streptophyta, Magnoliopsida, Malpighiales, Euphorbiaceae. The record is from RefSeq and is a predicted model, not a curated record. Gene Ontology annotation, cellular component: extracellular region; monolayer-surrounded lipid storage body; membrane. The transcript is spliced from 2 exons.
CCCCAAAAUCUUGCAUCGCUCCCUUACUCCGCAAAAAAGCAAUCAUCUCCAUAUAUUUUAUUAUAUAUUAACCAGAAGCUCUGAUUCUGCAAGCCUAUUAUGGCUGAGCAUCAACAAUCACCGGUUGUUAGUCACCGCCCACGGGUCAACCAACUGGUGAAGGCUGGAACCGCCGCCACAGCUGGUAGCAGUCUCCUAUUUCUUUCUGGUUUGACCCUCACUGGUACGGUUAUUGCACUCGCACUGGCCACUCCGUUGAUGGUCCUUUUCAGCCCAGUGCUUCUUCCUGCUGUGAUCAUAAUUAGUCUUAUUGGCGCUGGGUUCUUGACUUCUGGCGGUUUCGGCUUCGGAGCAAUUCUCGUCCUGUCAUGGAUCUAUAGGUAUGUUACAGGAAAGCAGCCACCAGGAGCGGAGAGCUUGGACCAGGCUCGCUUGAAGCUAGCUGGGAAGGCAAGGGAGAUGAAGGACAGGGCUGAGCAGUUUGGACAGCAUGUAACCGGUCAGCAGACUUCCUAGACAGUGCUUCCAUUUCAUGCUUGAUGGAUAUAAAAUGGCUUUGAUAUAGAUUUGUCUUGGUUCAAAAGGCCAUCGCUUGUCUAGUGUUUCUAUUUUCGGUUCUUUGUUGGUUGAUCUUCUUGUUAAUGAGUCUUUUGUGAGUGCUUUAUAGUAAUAAUAAUAAUAAUAAUUUCUUUUUUCUGAA